Messenger RNA from Malurus melanocephalus (red-backed fairy wren), 325 nucleotides. RefSeq names its product erythroid transcription factor-like. The transcript has 2 exons. NCBI's taxonomy places the organism in Eukaryota, Metazoa, Chordata, Aves, Passeriformes, Maluridae. Gene Ontology annotation, molecular function: DNA-binding transcription factor activity, RNA polymerase II-specific; RNA polymerase II cis-regulatory region sequence-specific DNA binding; zinc ion binding. The annotation marks the transcript as partial. The record is from RefSeq and is a predicted model, not a curated record. Gene Ontology annotation, biological process: cell fate commitment; negative regulation of transcription by RNA polymerase II; positive regulation of transcription by RNA polymerase II.
ACCAGUCCAUACUGGUCUAUACUGGUCCGUACUGGUUGCAGAGGCCCGGGAGUGUGUGAACUGCGGGGCGACGGCGACUCCGCUCUGGCGCAGGGACGGCACCGGGCAUUACCUGUGCAACGCCUGCGGCCUCUACCACCGGCUCAACGGGCACAACCGGCCCCUCAUCCGCCCCAAAAAACGACUGCUGGUGAGCAAACGAGCGGGCACCGUGUGCAGCAACUGCCAAACGAGCACCACGACGCUGUGGAGACGCAGCCCCCGCGGGGACCCCGUCUGCAACGCCUGCGGAUUGUACUACAAACUGCACCGGGUGAGGGUGUAA